This is a messenger RNA of Cajanus cajan (pigeon pea), 1051 nucleotides long. RefSeq names its product Nucleic acid-binding, OB-fold-like protein. Lineage: Eukaryota; Viridiplantae; Streptophyta; Magnoliopsida; Fabales; Fabaceae. The record is from RefSeq and is a predicted model, not a curated record. Gene Ontology annotation, cellular component: mitochondrial nucleoid. Gene Ontology annotation, molecular function: single-stranded DNA binding. Gene Ontology annotation, biological process: mitochondrial DNA replication; positive regulation of helicase activity.
GUUUUGAUUACUAGGGUUUUAGAAGCCAUCACCGUCAUCACACUGCACUCAAAAUGUCUAGCUCCAUGCUCACGCUAUCAAGAAGACUCCAUCGCUCUUUGCUCCGAACCUCUAACGCAUAUCAUCGCCACUUCUCCACCGAUCACCUCUUUGAAGCCGACAACGCCGAUUCGCCCGCUCCCUCCGCCGACGCCGACGCCGCGCAAGGCGAGCGAGUCUUCGUCGAUCGCCCCCUCGAGGAUGGCCUCGACAGCGGCAUUUACAGGGCCAUAUUAGUAGGAAAAGCGGGACAGGUGCCGUUCCAGAAGAAGCUGAAGAGCGGCACCGUCGUCACUCUCCUCUCCCUCGGCACCGGUGGGAUUCGCAACAACCGGAGGCCGCUCGACAACGAGAACCCCAAGGACUACGCCAAUCGCUCCGCCAUUCAGUGGCACCGUGUCUCCAUUUAUCCCCAGAGAUUGGGAAACCUUGUUGUCAAACACAUUGGUCCCGGGUCAAUGCUCUAUGUGGAGGGGAACCUCGAGACCAAAGUUUUCACCGAUCCGAUAUCCGGCCUUGCCCGCCGAAUUCGAGAAGUUGCUGUUCGGCGAAAUGGUCGCGUUGUAUUUUUAGGUGAAGGUGGUGAUGCCGAGCAACCAACACAGCAAAAUGACCUGAAAGCUGUUGGCUAUUACUGACGUAGUUGCUUGAAAUGGGAACGUUGGAUUUAGUUAACAAAGCCUGUGUUUGCUUUCACAUUUCAAACGUGAAAAAUCACGUUUAACGUGGAAGCUACAACGUGUAGCUUUCACGUUAAACGUGAUUUUUCACAUUUGAAACGUGAAAGCAAACACGCGCAAAGGAGAAUUUUCAAUUUUGUAAUGAUAUUCUGAUUUUUUACCACAAAGUUGGAAUUAUUACAGACAUUUGUUGUGAGGGAAACACUUGGUUCGAGCGAUCUUGAACUUUCUGUCCAAUUCAGAUUAAGGGAAUAUAGAGCUCAACCUUCCUGCUUAUGUAUGGUGGUAAAAUUGUGGUAAUGCAAGUAUUUCUAUUUCUCUUUGGCUUUAAA